Molecule: messenger RNA, 1080 nt
Organism: Eimeria tenella
Lineage: Eukaryota; Apicomplexa; Conoidasida; Eucoccidiorida; Eimeriidae
Exons: 1
Source: RefSeq, a predicted model, not a curated record
GUUCGGCAGUCGUUCAUAUCGGAUCCUCGACAACGCGUGCUCCUCACACGAACCAACUCGGCCGAAAAAGAGAAACACAGUCAACACGCACACGAGUACGAAGAGCGCAGAGCAGGGCCUCGACGCUCAUCAGCAGGAAACCACAGCCUCCCCAUGUUCAUAGCCCGCGCACAUCAACAGCCAUCCCAUCAGGUGGCUUAUGCGUCGGCAGAUGAAAGGCCCUCUCGUUCCGACGACAUGUACGAGCCUGCCUCUGCUUCACGCCGACAGGUUCGGCAGUCGUUCAUAUCGGAUCCUCGACAACGCGUGCUCCUCACACGAACCAACUCGGCCGAAAAAGAGAAACACAGUCAACACGCACACGAGUACGAAGAGCGCAGAGCAGGGCCUCGACGCUCAUCAGCAGGAAACCACAGCCUCCCCAUGUUCAUAGCCCGAGCACAUCAACAGCCAUCCCAUCAGGUGGCUUAUGCGUCGGCAGAUGAAAGGCCGUCUCGUUCCGACGACAUGUACGAGCCUGCCUCUGCUUCACGCCGACAGGUUCGGCAGUCGUUCAUAUCGGAUCCUCGACAACGCGUGCUCCUCACACGAACCAACUCGGCCGAAAAAGAGAAACACAGUCAACACGCACACGAGUACGAAGAGCGCAGAGCAGGGCCUCGACGCUCAUCAGCAGGAAACCACAGCCUCCCCAUGUUCAUAGCCCGCGCACACCAUCACCCAGCACGUCGGGACACAGACACGUCCUAUGAAGAAACAGGCUCACUCCGAAAUGAGGACCUUGAGCCUGCCUCUGCUUCACGCCGACAGGUUCGGCAGUCGUUCAUAUCGGAUCCUCGACAACGCGUGCUCCUCACACGAACCAACUCGGCCGAAAAAGAGAAACACAGUCAACACGCACACGAGUACGAAGAGCGCAGAGCAGGGCCUCGACGCUCAUCAGCAGGAAACCACAGCCUCCCCAUGUUCAUAGCCCGCGCACACCAUCACCCAGCACGUCGGGACACAGACACGUCCUAUGAAGAAACAGGCUCACUCCGAAAUGAGGACCUUGAGCCUGCCUCUGCUUCACGCCGACAG